AUGGACGCUUUAAAAAUAUGUGGUAUUGUUCUUUACAUAUUAACUUUAGUCCAGGGAGACUUUGUUGUGGAAACAGAUUCUGGCAAGGUGGCCGGAGUAGAAGUAGCUUCUAUUAUAGAAAAUGAAAAUUUUUAUUCAUUUUAUAGUAUACCUUAUGCAGAACCACCGAUAGGUUCAAACAGAUUCAUGGCACCUAAACCACAUCCUGGUUGGGAUGGUAUUUUGGCGAACAAAAAGGAAAAAAAGCCGUGCGCCCAUUUUAAUUUACCAGGUAGACCUAUCAAGAAAUAUGGUUUUGCAGGCAGUGAAGACUGUUUGUUCCUCAGUAUACAUACACCGAAGCUGCCUGAUGACAAUAAGCUAAAUCUUCCCGUCAUAGUUUAUUUAUAUAAUGAAAAUUUCAGAAUUGCUUACAAUGCUUCUAAGGAAUACGGACCAGAUUUUUUCAUGAGAGAAGGUGUCAUUAUGGUGACGGUGCAGCAUAGACUCGGCGCUCUAGGGUUCUUGUCCUUUGGAGAUGAUUUACUGCCUGGUAACAAUGGGUUGAGAGAUGUUCUUCUUGCACUUAAAUGGAUCCAUACAAAUAUUCACAAUUUUGGUGGUGACCCGCAUAAAAUCACAUUGAUGGGCAGCAGCGAAGGGGCUGUAAUUGUAGAUUUAUUAUUGCAUUCCCCCAAAUCAAAGGGUUUGUUUAAUGCUGCCAUACUACAGAGCGAAACUUCUUGGAAUAGUAAACAUUUAAACCCUAAGAAACGGGAGAGAGCAAUCGCUUUAUCGAUAGAACUGAAUGAACACGCGACAACCAGUUCGUAUUUACUCAAAAGAUUACAUUACCUCGACGCUAAAAAAAUAUGUGAUGGCGAAGGACCUUCAGUGCAUGCAGAUGAAGCUCGAAUAUAUCAGAAAGGUAUCAAUCCUUUUGGACCAGUCGUAGAACAUGAUCAUCCUGAUGCUAUAAUCAAAGAAUAUCCUGAGAAGACAGCUAUUGAUAUUGAUAUACCAGUAAUGAUUGGAUAUAACUCCCGGGAAGGCAUUGAACCCUGUCAACGCUUUCUAGAACGGCCAACAUUCCUAACAUAUGCAGAUAGAGAUAUCAUUUUUCUCUUUCCAUACAGAGUGGACCAUUACUUCGAUGUGGACUCAAAGUUGUAUUUAAAUGCUUUGCAGGAAUUAAAAGACCACUAUUUCGAGGAAGGCUAUUUAAAAGUGAGCAAACCAGGAGAAUACAUAAACUAUUUGCAUGAUUUAUUGAUAUUUUAUCCUGUAGACUAUGCAGUGAGAAAAUAUGUAAACGAAAGUAAGUCGUCGGUCUACUAUUACACAUUUGACUUCAGUGGUGACUUUAACUUGAAGAAACAGAUGAAUAUGAAAAAUGCAGUUACGAUAGAUGGUACUUGGGGUGCCGCAACUGGUGAUGAGCUCUGCUAUCUGUUCAUGUGUAAGGCACUUAAAAAUUCAUACUUAAAAGCAAUGAAAGACCCCGAUUCAGAAGAAAUGAAAGUUAUGAACAACAUGAUUAGGAUGUGGACGAACUUUGCAAAGACUGGAAAUCCAACGCCGCCUGGCGAUGAGCUCCAGUGGAAACCGGCAACUAAGGAGAAUAAGGAAUGUCUUGUCAUCAACGAUGAGCCAGAACUAAAGACAAGGUUGCACGAGAACAUAAUCACCUUCUGGGAUCAGUUCCUGGCGAAAUAUGCUAAAUUGGCCAAGGAUGGAAUUAUCAAGGAUGAGAAAGAUGAAUUAUAACAGCACUUCUCAUCGCCCACCAUUUCUUGUGAAAUCGUGAAAUUGACUUUAGUAGUUUGAAAUAUUCUCUGUUAAUCAAGGGUAACAAUGCAAAUAGCACCGAUAUGUAAUUCUAACAUUUAUGAGCUUACGUAGCGAGAUACUUUUACUAUUACAUGACUUUGUCAAAGUAUUACGUUCUUAAAAAUUAUAGUAUUCAAAUUGUAUAGAUGUUAAACACACAUGAUAACUAUGAACCUUGCAUUUCUUGUGUAUCCCGGGUGCAAUACUCACCCUAACCUCAAGUCUCUCCCUGCAUUCUGUUCAUAGAAACCGAGUUAGUGGAGCAUGGAGCUCUUUAUCACACAAUCGCUUACAAAAGACAAGAAUAGAAAACUGCGGCACAUGAGCAAGGGGACUGUGAUUGGCCGGUCUAACGACAAAACAACAUUACUGUUACCAUUGACAUUUAAUCGGUACUAGUCAAUAGAGAUCACAGAAUACUAUUACUUGGUCGGAGUCUGUACUUUGGAGGAUCUUACCUUAAAGAGAAUUAUUUCUCGUCGUCCGCUAACCUCAACGUACAAAAGGCUACAGAAUGAUAAACUACCUUUUGGUGGUAUUGUGUUUCUUUGGUGUGUAAGAUAAGAGAACUCCAAUAACUAAGAAACUCGAGUCUCUACAAUUACGCCGUGAUGUGGCAUCAUUAAGCGCAUUCUACCGACUAUACCACGGCGAGUGUUCUGAGGAGCUAUUCUCGCUUAUCCCUCCAUCACCUUUUCUUCAGAGGACCACGCGCGCUGGCCUACGUUGCCACCGACUUACUGUGGCCACUAUUCCCACCCGAACAAAGGAAUUUGGUGACUCAUUUCUUUGUCGUGCUAUUCGUAAGUGGAAUUCUUUACCCGCGCACGUAUUCCCUCCUUCCUAUAAUCUGGGGUCCUUUAAGAGAGGCGUGAAGAAGCAUUUUUGCAGGCCGGCAAGGUGAGGAUGGUUGGUGUAGCAGUUUAUAACUGCUGUACCAGCUAUCUUCGCGUUUGGACUUUAUCACCACUCAAAGUCAGGUGGGGUAGAGUCAUUUGCCUACCUCGCUAUAAAAAAAGAAAAUAUGUGAUUGGGUUCAGGCCGGCAAAGUGAGGAUGGCUGUGGCGCUAUACUGAGUAUACAAGUCGUUUUGUCUCUGUCUCUAAAUAGUGAAUUUAUGCUGUGACAUUUAAUUAUUAUGAGUGUAUAAUACUAUUAACUUAUUACUAUGCUAACAUAGUCAUGAAUUUAGAAUAAAUAAAAAGAAUUGUGAUAUAUGUUACAGUUAUUUUUAUUAAACCUAACAAA
This is a messenger RNA of Chilo suppressalis (striped riceborer), 3057 nucleotides long. Lineage: Eukaryota; Metazoa; Arthropoda; Insecta; Lepidoptera; Crambidae. The record is from the annotation of a GenBank genome assembly.